UGUAUUUAAAAUGUUUGUUUACUCUAUACGAUUAAAUACAAGUUUAAAAUUUAAAAUUUUGUAAUUUUGGUGAAAUUUUGAGAAAACUAUUCGAUCAAAUGAGUGAAAAAAGGAAUGUGCCAAGCUACGUUCGAUUUGGAAUUGCAGGUUUAAGUGGGAUGGGAGCAACUUUGUUUGUGCAACCGUUAGACUUGUUGAAAACUCGUAUGCAGUUGAGUGGCGAGGGAGGAAAUCAACGAGACCACAAGUCUUCUUUGCACGCUCUGAGAACCAUCGUUAGACAAGAAGGUGUGCUCGGACUGUACUCUGGUUUGACGGCCAAUCUGUUCAGGCAGGCGACCUACACAACCUGCCGAAUGGGGAUAUAUCAAGUCACAUUGGAUAGCUUGAAAAAGUAUGGUUACCAAGAAAAUCUGCCUACUCAGAUAGUAGCUGGGCUCGUCGGUGGCUUUGCAGCUGCCUUUGUAGCCACACCAUCAGAUGUGGCUCUAGUGCGAAUGACAGCCGAUGGGCGCCUACCCGCAUAUGAGCGGCGGAAUUACAAGAAUAUAUUCGAUGCUUUGAGACGAAUUGCCCUAGAGGAGGGUAGGAAGGGUGUGUUUGCUGGACUUCAACCUACAAUUCUUCGGGCAAUGGUGGCAAACACGGCACAACUAGUUAGUUACAGCCAGGCAAAACAGAUUCUCCUAAGUAAUGGAUACUUCGGAGACAAUAUCAAGUGCCAUUUUGUGAGCAGCCUUUUUUCGGGCCUUGUAUAUGCGACCACAACAUGCCCUUUGGACGUCGCAAAGACCAGGAUGCAGUAUAUGCAGACAACGACGGGAGAUGUGAUGUAUAACAACAUAGGAGACGCAUUGGCCAAAACAGUCCAGAAAGAGGGUGUGACCGCCCUGUGGAAGGGGUUCGGUCCUCUCUACACACGCUGCGCACCCCACACUGUCCUGCUCUUGAUAUUCUCCGAACAGCUUACCUCUUUAUACUCUCACCACAUUGUUGACAAUAAUUAAAGCUAUCUGUAUCAGUGUACUGUACUCCUAAUACUCCUGCUUACAAAAACUUAUGUAAUGUGCACAUUAUGUCCAAAUUGUUUAUGAGUGCAAGCAAAUGAAUUAAAAAUAGACAAAUAGACAAAUAGAAACCAACAAGGACGGCAUAUUUUGUAUUUAUUUU
Molecule: messenger RNA, 1170 nt
Organism: Macrosteles quadrilineatus (aster leafhopper)
Lineage: Eukaryota; Metazoa; Arthropoda; Insecta; Hemiptera; Cicadellidae
Product: mitochondrial 2-oxoglutarate/malate carrier protein-like
Exons: 6
Coding region: 99-1007 (302 amino acids)
Biological process (GO): malate transmembrane transport; thiosulfate transport; oxaloacetate transport
Molecular function (GO): antiporter activity; thiosulfate transmembrane transporter activity; malate transmembrane transporter activity
Source: RefSeq, a predicted model, not a curated record